Molecule: messenger RNA, 6672 nt
Organism: Nerophis lumbriciformis (worm pipefish)
Lineage: Eukaryota; Metazoa; Chordata; Actinopteri; Syngnathiformes; Syngnathidae
Gene: cdc42ep5
Product: CDC42 effector protein (Rho GTPase binding) 5
Biological process (GO): positive regulation of actin filament polymerization; positive regulation of pseudopodium assembly; Rho protein signal transduction
Cellular component (GO): cytoplasm; plasma membrane; cytoskeleton
Molecular function (GO): small GTPase binding
Source: RefSeq, a predicted model, not a curated record
AACAAUCGGGGUUUUUUUAUUAUCGGUGAAACGGCGACGCGAAGUUGAGUUCACGUGUCGAAACCGUCGCAGUAGAAGUUUAAAAAAAAAAGAAAAAAGAAAAAAAGAUGCCGUUCCACUCCGGGCGUGACGUCACGUCCGGGGAUCGCGCCCAUCCCUUUGGAAGAAAAUAAGUUGAGGAAGAAAAGUGACGGAGAUGCAGAAGUAAAAGUGGAAUAUUGGUUGGCUCACCAGGACAAGAUCACACCGACAAGUCAGUCACAAUCAUGCCACUCCACAAAUCCUCAAGCCGGGCGUCCCGCUUGGACCCCACCAUGAUCUCGGCCCCGCUGGGCGACUUCCGCCACACCAUGCACAUCGGCAGAGGCGGCGACGCCUUCGGGGACACCUCCUUCCUGUCCACGCUGGGCCCCAGCCCGCCCACCUCCGACCCGGCGCCCGCAGACCACGAGCCCUUCUACCAAGACCCGCCAACGAGCGAGGACCCCGAGUACUGCGAGUCGGCGUCGUCCUUCGCCUUGGACUUGGAUCUGGACCUGGGUCCUUCCAUGCUGGGGGACGUGCUGGGCGUGAUGGACGGACUGGGCCUGGACACGUUCCGGCCUGAAGGCGACCCGGCGUCUCCCGUCAAACCCCAGCACCACAGUCUGCCCAACGGGACCGGCGAGAAGCAGACGGGCGACGGCGGGAUCAAAGCCAAGCGACCCAAAGUCAGAUUCAGUGACAAGCGGGACGAGAUCAUACGCCGGCCCUCCGAGGAGGACCAGGGUCAGGACUUCCAGGACCAGGAGCCCGUGGAGAGUCCCAGUCCCCCUGAGGAGGCUCCGCCCAGCCCCGCCACGUCUCACGGCUCCGACUGCGACGCGCUGGACAGGAGGAGGCCAAGGAACGGCCAAUCAGAGACGGACUCAGAGGACGAGGAGGAAGGGGGGCGGGGCUACACCUUCGAAGACGAGUUCGACGACGAGAUCGGCCUAUAGGAGGCCGGGGCCACGUUUUGGAAACGGUCAUGUGACGCGACUCUGGAAGCGGGAAGAAAAUCUUUUUAUCUGACAAAUACGCCAAAGACCCCAUGAUGUUGUUGACAUGUUAUUAUCUCUAUCAUUUAUUUGUGGCGGCCCCGCAGGAACGAUGCUGGAGCGCCACAAGUACAUGUGGUGCGUUCGCCCUGGCUCAUAAAGACAUUUUAACGCACUUUCUCUGCCAGAGCAUGAGACAAAAUAUGGGACCGUUUAUGUUGACAUGUUAUCUCAAUCAUUUAUUUGUGGCGGCCCCCCCAGAAACGAUGCUGGAGCACCACAAGUACAUGUGGUGUGUUCGCCCUGGCUCAUAAAGACAUGUUAAUGCACCUGCUCUGCCAGAGCAUGACACAAAAUAUGGGACCGUUUAUGUUGACAUGUUAUCUCAAUCAUUUAUUUGUGGCAGCCAUGCAGGAACGAUGCUGGAGCACCACAAGUACAUGUGGUGUGUUCGCCCUGGCUCAUAAAGACAUUUUAACACACCUGCUCUGCCAGAGCAUAGGAUGGGAUCGUUUAUGUUGACACGUUCUUAUCUCAAUCAUUUAUUUGUGGAAUGUUGCUGGAGCGCCACAAAUAAAUGUGUUGUGUUCGCCCUGGCUCAUAGACAUUUUAACGCACCUACGCUGCCAGAGCAUAAGACAAAAAAUGGGACUAUUUAUGUUGACAUUUUAUUAUCUCAAUCAUUUAUUUGUGGCGGCCCCGCAGGAACAAUGCUGGAGCGCCACAAGUACAUGUGGUGUGUUCGCCCUGGCUCAUAAAGACAUUUUAACGCACUUUCUCUGCCAGAGCAUGAGACAAAAUAUGGGACCGUUUAUGUUGACAUCCAUCCAUCCAUCCAUCCAUUUUCUACCGCUUAUUCCCUUUGGGGUCGCGGGGGGCGCUGGAGCCUAUCUCAGCUACAAUCGGGCGGACGGCGGGGUACACCCUGGACAAGUCGCCACCUCAUCGCAGUAUGUUGACAUGUUAUCUCAAUCAUUUAUUUGUGGCGCCCCCCCCCAGAAACGAUGCUGGAGCACCACAAGUACAUGUGGUGUGUUCGCCCUGGCUCAUAAAGACAUUUUAACGCACCUGCUCUGCCAGAGCAUGAGACAAAAUUUGGGACCGUUUAUGUUGACAUGUUAUCUCAAUCAUUUAUUUGUGGCGGACCUGCAGGAACGAUGCUGGAGCGCCACAAGUACAUGUGUGUUCGCCCUGGCUCAUAAAGACAUUUUAACACACCUGCUCUGCCAGAGCAUAAGAUGGGACCGUUUAUGUUGACACGUUCUUAUCUCAAUCAUUUAUUUGUGGAAUGAUGCUGGAGCGCCACAAAUAAAUGUGUUGUGUUCGCCCUGUCUCAUAAAGACAUUUUAACGCAUCUGCUCUGCCAGAGCAUAAGACAAAAAAUGGGACCGUUUAUGUUGACAUAUUAUCUCAAUCAUUUAUUUGUGGCUGCCCUGCAGGAAUGAUGCUGGAGCGCCACAAGUACAUGUGGUGUGUUCGCCCUGGCUCAUAAAGACAUGUUAACGCACCUUCUCUGCCAGAGCAUAAGACGAUGGAGAUUAUAAGAGAAAAAAAAAGCAACUUUGUAGCACACAUCGCUCCUCUCAACUGUUUUUUCCCCUUUUUGAACAUGCGUCACGGCCAAUUAUGCAGAUUCAAGCAAUUUAGCCCUCAAACUGCUAACAAAUGAGUUUUGUGAAGAACUACACACAGCUUCCAAAUACGCACACCGCGACUUCCUGUCUCGUGCAAAGUCGGUUUCAAAAUAAAAGCACAGCAGCCUUUUUUAUUUUUAUUUUCCCCUCCAAGCCACGGAAAGAAGGAUUAGAGAAGAUGAUGCACACAUGGAGGAAACGCUUUCUGAAACGAGCAGUUAGCACAUUUCAUUUUCCAGUCAACAUUUUUUUUUUAUGGAUUAAAAUAAAAAUAAAAGUCCAUUUUAAAAAAAUAGUUUUGGGCCAUCAAGGAGCUUUUUACCCCAGUUUAAAAAAUAAUUAUAAUUAGUAGAGAAAAUAUCACUUUGCAAGAAUCCACAAUCUGAUUGGUAUCGUCAUUUGACUGUCACGCACCAAACUUUAUCAGGUAGCAACAAGUGACGGCCCGGAAAGAAAAAAGUGGGAGGAGCUUUUAUGUCACUUUAUGUCACUAAAUGAGACAAAAGUUGAAGUUUGGGAUCAUUUUAGUAUUAUGGCAACUAGCAUGCUAACAUUUCAUGCUAGCUUUUUUUAGAUGAUUUUGAAUGUUUAGAGCUACAAAUCAUGGAUCUGAAUACUUGGCGCCAUCUUAAAAGUAUGCUAACAUUUAAUGCUAGCUUUUGAGCUAAUUUUGUAUGUUUAAAGCUACAAAUUAUGGAUUUGAAUACUUGGCGCCAUCUUAUAAGUAUGCUAACGUUUAUUCUACCUUUUUUUAGAUAAUUUUGUAUGUUUAAAGCGACAAGUCAAGGAUUUGUUUACUUAGCGGCAUCUUAAAAGGUAUGCUAACAUUAAAUGCUAGCUUUUUUUUUUUUAAACUAAUUUUGAAUGUUUAAAGCUACAAAUCAUGGAUUUAAAUACUUGGCGCCAUCUUAAAAGUAUGCUAACUUUUAUUCUAGCUUUUUUUUGUUUGAGAUAAUUUUGUAUGUUUAAACCUACAAGUCAAGGAUUCGAAUACUUUGCGGCAUCUUAAAAGUAUGCUAACUUUUAAUGUUAGCUUUUGAGCUAAUUUUGAAUGUUUAAACCUACAAAUCAUGGCUUUUAAUACUUGCCGCAUCUUAAAAGUAUGCUAACUUUUGAGCGAAUGUAUGUUUGAACCUACAACUCAUGGAUUCUAAUACUUUGCGCCAUCUUAAAAGUAUGCUAACUUUUGAGGUAAUUUUGAAUGUUUACACCUACAAAUCAUGGAUUUUUAAUACUUUGCGGCAUCUUAAAAGUAUGCUAACGUUUAAUGCUAGCUUUUGAGCUAAUUUUGAAUGUUUAAACAUACAAAUCGUGGCUUUUGAUACUUGGCGCCAUCUUAAAGUAUGCUAGCUUUUGAGGUAAUUUUGAAUGUUUAAACCUACAAAUCAUGGAUUUUUAAUACUUUGCGGCAUCUUAAAAGGUAUGCUAACAUUUAAUGGGAGCUUUUGAGCUAAUUUUGUAUAUUUAAACCUACAAAUCUUGGAUUUGAAAACUUGGCAUCAUCUUAAAAGUAUGCUAGCUUUUGAGCUAAUGUAUGUUUGAACCUACAAAUCAUGGAUUUUUAAUACUUUGCGGCAUCUUAAAAGUAUGCUAACGUUUAAUGCUAGCUUUUGAGCUAAUUUUGAAUGUUUAAACAUACAAAUCGUGGCUUUUGAUACUUGGCGCCAUCUUAAAGUAUGCUAGCUUUUGAGGUAAUUUUGAAUGUUUAAACCUACAAAUCAUGGAUUUUUAAUACUUUGCGGCAUCUUAAAAGGUAUGCUAACAUUUAAUGGGAGCUUUUGAGCUAAUUUUGUAUAUUUAAACCUACAAAUCUUGGAUUUGAAAACUUGGCAUCAUCUUAAAAGUAUGCUAGCUUUUGAGCUAAUGUAUGUUUAAACAUACAAAUCAUGGCUUUUGAUACUUGGCGCCAUCUUAAAGUAUGCUAGCUUUUGAGGUAAUUUUGAAUGUUUAAACCUACAAAACCAUGGAUUUUUAAUACUUUGCAGCAUCUUAAAAGGUAUGCUAACAUUUAACGGGAGCUUUUGAGCUAAUUUUGGAUUUGAAAACUUGGCGUCAUCUUAAAAGUAUGCUAGCUUUUGAGCUAAUGUAUGUUUGAACCUACAAAUCAUGGAUUUUGAUACUUGGUGCCAUCUUAAAAGUAUGCUGACGUUUAAUGCUAGCUUUUUAAAUAAUUUUGAGUGUUUAAACCUACAAAUCAUGGAUGUUUAAUACUUAGCGGCAUUUUAAAAGUAUGCAAACUUUUAAUAAGAGCUAUUGGGCUAAUUUUGAAUGUUUAAACCUACAAAUCAUGGCUUUUGAUACUUGGCGCCAUCUAAUACUUUGCGGCAUCUUAAAAGUAUGCUAACGUUUAAUGCUAGCUUUUGAGCUAAUUUUGAAUGUUUAAACAUACAAAUCAUGGCUUUUGAUACUUGGCGCCAUCUUAAAGUAUGCUAGCUUUUGAGGUAAUUUUGAAUGUUUAAACCGACAAAACCAUGGAUUUUUAAUACUUUGCAGCAUCUUAAAAAGGUAUGCUAACAUUUAACGGGAGCUUUUGAGCUAAUUUUGGAUUUGAAAACUUGGCGUCAUCUUAAAAGUAUGCUAGCUUUUGAGCUAAUGUAUGUUUGAACCUACAAAUCAUGGAUUUUGAUACUUGGUGCCAUCUUAAAAGUAUGCUGACGUUUAAUGCUAGCUUUUUAAAUAAUUUUGAGUGUUUAAACCUACAAAUCAUGGAUGUUUAAUACUUAGCGGCAUUUUAAAAGUAUGCAAACUUUUAAUAAGAGCUAUUGGGCUAAUUUUGAAUGUUUAAACCUACAAAUCAUGGCUUUUGAUACUUGGCGCCAUCUAAUACUUUGCGGCAUCUUAAAAGUAUGCUAACGUUUAAUGCUAGCUUUUGAGCUAAUUUUGAAUGUUUAAACAUACAAAUCAUGGCUUUUGAUACUUGGCGCCAUCUUAAAGUAUGCUAGCUUUUGAGGUAAUUUUGAAUGUUUAAACCGACAAAACCAUGGAUUUUUAAUACUUUGCAGCAUCUUAAAAAGGUAUGCUAACAUUUAACGGGAGCUUUUGAGCUAAUUUUGGAUUUGAAAACUUGGCGUCAUCUUAAAAGUAUGCUAGCUUUUGAGCUAAUGUAUGUUUGAACCUACAAAUCAUGGAUUUUGAUACUUGGUGCCAUCUUAAAAGUAUGCUGACGUUUAAUGCUAGCUUUUUAAAUAAUUUUGAGUGUUUAAACCUACAAAUCAUGGAUGUUUAAUACUUAGCGGCAUUUUAAAAGUAUGCAAACUUUUAAUAAGAGCUAUUGGGCUAAUUUUGAAUGUUUAAACCUACAAAUCAUGGCUUUUGAUACUUGGCGCCAUCUUAAAAGUAUGCCGGUCUCGAUGGAUCCCAGGCCGCAGACCGCAGGCCCAUAAAAAUGUUUGUGGGAAUUUUCUAGUUGUAAUAUUAUAGCAACAACAACAACAAUAAAUUGACCAGAUUCAUAUUUUUCAUCACACAUUCAUUUUAGACCAAAACUAUUUAGUUUGCAGGUCUGAUGUAGUGACUUUUUGCAGCCAGCAGAUGGCGGCGUGACGACACACCACGUAAAUGGGGUAUCAUUGUACCGCUGGCUCAGGACUGACAAGCACAGUUCUGCCUUGGGUUAACGUCGACGGGCUUUUAGGCAGACGUCAACAUAAACUGUUUCCCUGGUCUGUUUUGUGUUGUCGGUGAAAAGUUGCAGCCUGUGAACGUUCAUGAUUCUCUGUACUCUUAUUGCAUGUUUACAUCUCAUCUUUGUCCCAUUCCAUGUCUGACUAUUGGAACUUCUCUGGAUCAGAUCCACUUGCAGUUCUCACUGUCUGAGUUCCGCAUGUUCCUCAUCAAGUACCAAAGCUUUUUUUCUUUUGGGGCUUUCGGGCUGGAAACAAAAUGCUGAGACAAUCAAAUAUUCAACGAGUUGUUUUCCCAAUCAUGCUGUAAAAGUGGGGACAUUUGGGUCCAACUUGCUGGCUGAAAUGCAGUUCAUGUCCUGUGGUUUACAAUAAAAACUAUUUGGGAAGUUGAAA